Molecule: messenger RNA, 2053 nt
Organism: Salvia splendens (bonfire salvia)
Lineage: Eukaryota; Viridiplantae; Streptophyta; Magnoliopsida; Lamiales; Lamiaceae
Product: 2-methylpropanoate--CoA ligase CCL4
Exons: 2
Coding region: 32-1870 (612 amino acids)
Source: RefSeq, a predicted model, not a curated record
UGUUGUCCAAAACAGAAAAUCACAUUCAAUCAUGAAGACUCUCUCACACACUCAACACUCCUCAAUCUCUUCUUCCUCCGCCUCCUCCCUCUUCCACCAUAACCCAGCUUUGCAAUUGCAGAAGCAGAUAUGUAAGAUAUACCGUACCGACCCAGCCCUAACCAGAACCAUCAUCACAGCCUCGCUCUCAUACUCCGUCUCCAACAAACCAUCACCCGCAGCAGUGACAAAGGCACAACCAAGAAGAGCAGCAGCAAAUUCAACCCCUCUCACACCGAUAAACUACCUCGAACGAGCCGCGGUCGUGUACGGAGACUGCCCCGCCAUUCUCUACAACGACACGGUCCGCACGUGGGCCGAGACGUACAGGAGGUGCCUGAAGCUGGCGUCCUCCAUCGCCUCCCUCGGCAUCAAGCGCGGCGACGUAGUGUCCGUCGUCGCGCCCAACAUCCCGGCCAUGUCCGAGCUACACUUCUCCGUCCCCAUGGCCGGCGCCAUCCUGAACACGAUAAACCUCCGCCUCGACGCCAACGCCAUCGCCAAUCUGCUCCAGCACAGCGGCUCCAAGCUCAUCUUCGCCGACUGCCAGUCCGAGUCCCUCGUCCACGAGGCCGUCUCGCUCCUCCCCCCGCAUCUCCACCGCCCCACCUUAGUCCUCGUAGGCGACGACGCCUCCUGCGAGAGCUGCUCGGUCGACUGCUGCAUCGACUACGAGAACAUGGUGGAGGGCGGGGACGAGGACUUCAAGUGGCUGAGGCCGCUGAGCGAGUGGGACCCGAUCACGCUCAACUACACGUCGGGGACCACCUCGUCUCCCAAGGGGGUGGUGCACUGCCACCGUGGCGCAUUCCUGAUGUCGGUGGACUCGCUGCUUGAUUGGUCCGUGCCCAAGCAGCCGGUCUACCUCUGGACGCUGCCGAUGUUCCACGCCAACGGGUGGAGCUACACGUGGGGCAUGGCAGCGGUCGGGGGCGUCAACGUUUGCCUCCGCCGUGUUGACGCGCCCUCCGUGUUCGAGGCCAUUGACAAGUACGGAGUGACGCACAUGUGCGGCGCCCCAGUUGUGCUCAGCAUGCUCACGAACCAUCCGAGGACAAAGCCGUUGAAGUCGGCUGUUCACAUUAUGACAGCCGGAGCUCCGCCUCCGGCAGCGGUGCUGGGGCGGGCGGAGGCGCUGGGGUUCAUUGUCAGCCACGGUUACGGUCUGACGGAGACUGGGGGUUUGGUGGUGAGCUGCGCGUGGAAAAAGGAGUGGGAUCAAUUAAGUGGGAUGGAGAGGGCAAAGCAGAAGGCAAGGCAAGGAGUGAGGACGGUAGCAUUCGGCGAAAUGGACGUCGUGGAGCCGGACACAGGGAAGAGCGUGGCUCGGGACGGGGUCACAAUGGGGGAGAUCGUGCUGCGCGGCGGGAGCGUCAUGCUAGGAUACCUGAAAGACCAAGAAGGGACCAAAAAAAGCAUGAGAGAUAACGGAUGGUUCUACACGGGAGACGUCGGGGUUAUGCACCCCGACGGCUACCUGGAGGUCAAGGACAGGUCCAAGGACGUGAUCAUCUGCGGCGGCGAGAAUCUCAGCAGCGUCGAGGUCGAGGCCGUCCUCUACGCCCACCCGGCCAUCAACGAAGCCGCCGUUGUGGCCCGUCCGGACGCCUUCUGGGGCGAGACGCCGUGCGCAUUCGUGAGCUUCAAGGAGGGCGCGGCCGAAAAGCCCACGGAGAAGGAGAUCAGGGAAUUCUGCAAGGCAAGGCUGCCGCUCUACAUGGUGCCGAGAACCGUCGUGUUCAAGCCGGAGCUGCCCAAGACUUCCACCGGAAAAGUUCAGAAGUUUCUGCUUAGAAACAUGGCCAAGGAUUUGGGGAAGGUUUAUGUUUAAACGUAACAAACCAAAUUAAUCGCAACUGAUCAUAUUUUUAAAUGUUGAUGUGAAAUAUGAUAUUUGUAUGUUUUCAUGCUAUCAAUUAGGGAACAAUUAUUACAAAUGGAAGAUAUGUAUUUAUGAGGCGUGCCUAUUUAAUUUUAUUUUUUAAUGUUAUUAAAUGAGAGUAUUACAGUUGUA